This is a messenger RNA of Aethina tumida (small hive beetle), 1278 nucleotides long. Its product is annotated as androgen-induced gene 1 protein. Bases 316 to 1038 code for a protein of 240 amino acids. The record is from RefSeq and is a predicted model, not a curated record. Gene Ontology annotation, cellular component: membrane; endomembrane system. Lineage: Eukaryota; Metazoa; Arthropoda; Insecta; Coleoptera; Nitidulidae. The transcript is spliced from 3 exons.
AUCUUGUCAGUCUCAUCAUGAAACAUCUAUGACAAAACAACUACCGCAACAUUCAUAAAACAUACUUGUAAAAGAACGUGUAGUCAAGCAGGCAGUGUGUGUGUAGACACGAUAUUGGUUGUGCACAAAUGAAAUUCGCCCCUCGAACUCGAGUGCACGGUGGAGGAUCAAUAAGCAUUUUCAGUUUGUCAGCGGUUUCGACGAGAUAACCUAUCGUUUCCAUAGAUAACGCACGCGAAAUCCGGCACAAUCAUCCAAGUGACUGGUGAUUAAUUAUUGAGGUGGUCGAUUUCAUUUUGUGACAAGCCGUCAAUUAUGGGUGUUCGGACUGUGUUGCACGGUUUGGCAACUAUACAUUUCUGGUUUGGAUGUUAUUACGAUUGGGCCAACGUCAAUAUACCCAAGGAAGUGCAUAACAGAGGCGAAAAAUGGGAUUACAGCGGCAAAUUGAAGUACCUCACUUACUGGGAUGCGUUACUGCAAGGAUUCUUCUUUACAAUUUGCUUGUUGAACGACUUGAUUGGCUCUAAUGAAGUGGCACCGAAAAAAACACCUUUCAUCAGAAAAGUCAAGGACAUCCUGUUACCGUCACUGGCUUUCCCCAUUUCGUUCUUCGUAGGAGCGACAUUCUGGGCCCUCUAUUUCAUCGACCGCGAACUCGUGUUUCCGAAGGCAUUGGACCCCUUCUUCCCCACAUGGCUGAACCACGUGAUGCACACGAACAUUAUGAUCUUCAUCCUCAUUGAACUGGCCACGUCCUUCAGAAGGUACCCGUCCAGAAAAGUUGGAAUAUCAAUCUUGGCUGUUUUCAGCAUCAGCUAUUUGGUCUGGAUUCACAUCAUCCAUGCGAAAACUGGCUUUUGGGUAUACCCAGUACUGGAAGUAUUGCCGACAGCUGGCAGAAUAGUUUUCUUUGUGGCAUGUCUAUUCAUGUUCAUCGGAUUCUAUUUACUGGGUGAAAAGCUGAACGCGAUAGUGUGGAAGAAACAACUUAAACAAGCACCGACAAAGGCCCAAAAGUCCAAAAAACGAUCAUAGUUCAAAAUCUGGUUGGGUCAAUUAGCCAAAUUUAUGUAAGGUGCCUAAAUAAUUCUGUUCUGUUUUUGUGUCGUAUUUUCGUAAUUUAUUGUUGUUGAAUGUUAUAAUUCAAUUCAUUCUUUUUAUAUUUCCAUACAUUGUUAUUGUUGUUAUUCACCUAGCAAUAAACACGUUGUUAGUUGUUAGAAGUUUUUUAUUCAGGACACUGGCAAAUUAUACAAAAUAAAAGUCAAUACCAAA